Anguilla rostrata (American eel) is the source of this 1125-nucleotide messenger RNA. RefSeq names its product hepcidin antimicrobial peptide (gene hamp). NCBI's taxonomy places the organism in Eukaryota, Metazoa, Chordata, Actinopteri, Anguilliformes, Anguillidae. The record is from RefSeq and is a predicted model, not a curated record. The transcript has 3 exons. Gene Ontology annotation, cellular component: extracellular region. Gene Ontology annotation, biological process: defense response to bacterium; intracellular iron ion homeostasis. The coding region runs from base 276 to 545 and encodes 89 amino acids.
UCUCAGAAUUCAAAUAGCCUAGACGCCUCUGCUACAACAGCAGCAACAAACCGAACAGACUGCUAACCACUGCAAUCAAUCCUCGAGCCGAAAACCUGCGGGUGUCAGUUAUUUUUUGGGGAGGGAAGCAAGUGAAGACUCCGCUCUAUUCCGAAUCGCCCGACAGGUUGUCAAGAACAGGGAGACGGAAACUUGACAGCGCGACACACAGCAGUACCAAAGAAAAGGAAAUUUUAUUUCCAGGGGAAACAAACCGCUCAGAAAAACAACCAAAAAUGAAGCCCCUAAGCAUUGCCGUCGUAUUAGUGGUUCUCAGCUUCUGCGUCCUCCAGAACGCAGCUCUUCCCUACGCCGAGGCACGGGUGCAAGAGACAGAAGGAAACAACGUUCAAACUGAGGAGACCCUACAAACAGCAGCAGCAGCAGUGGAGACGGAUCCCCUGGUUCUCUCCAGGACGAAGCGUCAUCACAGCAUCGUAUCCCUGUGCCGUUAUUGUUGCAACUGCUGUAAAAACAAAGGCUGCGGAUACUGCUGUCGGUUCUGAAGGGGACGUCUCGCGAGAACCACAAAACCAGCUUCAGGAUGUUCAAAUCCGAACAAGGCCGCCCGAGUUUAUGAACUGCACCUAAACUAAUGCCUUAAUUUUAUUUCUUUCCAUCGGUUAUAUGGUCAUUUUUGGUACACCUGGUGCCAAAAUCAUUGUACUCAAUAGAUGAGUUCAUUCUAUAUGUGGAUGGGCCCUGCUAUCUAUUUGUCAUACUACACGCACACCACGUCUCUUGUAUUACCACGUUUUGUAUUCUUGUGUAAAUUAUAGUUUGAGUUCUGUUUAGCCAAAAAAAAAAAAGAAUUAAAGUUGCAGUCUGUGUUAUAUAGUAUAUAGUAACACAGACUGUAACUUUAAAUGGUUGGACUUUAAUAUAUUGAAGUUUAAUAUAUAUAUAUUUAUAUAUGCUGGACAUUGUAUUUCUAUAUGUAUAGCCUAAUUCCUCAUCAGUUUUCUAUUGUUUCAAUGUUUUAAAAAAAAGACAAUAUGGUAAGGUCAAGCCAAUAUUCUAAGCCAAUGUUUGUGAAAUGUGGUAUGUAUGUGUAAUCUAUGUAAAUAAACUAUUCUGAUUAUUCUG